Messenger RNA from Aedes aegypti (yellow fever mosquito), 3718 nucleotides. RefSeq lists its product as uncharacterized. Gene Ontology annotation, cellular component: cytoplasm. The transcript has 7 exons. Lineage: Eukaryota; Metazoa; Arthropoda; Insecta; Diptera; Culicidae. The record is from RefSeq and is a predicted model, not a curated record. Gene Ontology annotation, biological process: regulation of GTPase activity; signal transduction. The coding region runs from base 20 to 3619 and encodes 1199 amino acids.
CGUCACGCUUCAUAACGAAAUGAGAAAAAUGCAUAUUGCAUACCCUCACCCAGCGAUGGAAGAAGGGGUCGGGCAAUUAUCAUCGGCGUCGUUGUUGGCAGAGCGAAACAAAUACAACAGCGCCCAUGAGGAUGAGGAUGAUGAAGGGGACAAUGGUGCGGGCAAACGGAGGCGACGGUGGCAGCAAAGGCAGCAGCCUGGUUGUCUGUCUGAUGGCAUUGGCCACGGCAGUAGUGCAGUGCCACUUCUCGGGGGUGGUGAUCGUGAUGCAAACGAUUCGUCGGCGACGAAAGUGCUUAACGAAGGCUGCCGCAGUGCUAAUUUCUACGAGAAUGUCUUCAACGAAGGCCUGAUACAUCAGCAGCAGUUAUCCUUUGGGGGAAGUGGCUACGGGAAGCUCAGAAAGUGCGAAGAGAAUAUUUACGAAAAUAUUUGCGAAGACUGCGGUCGGUUGUACAGUGCGGAAAAAUGUGCAUUCUGUGCCGUCGAGGACGCAGAAGACGUUGAUCGCACGAAGAAAUCCAGCAAAUACAGUGCCAAGUUCCAGGAAUUUCUCGGGAAUUUCCGGAUCAGGCCGGUCAGGUUAGGUGGCGGGGUGACGGGAUCAACGAUCCAGGGCAAACGGAAACUGUGCAAAAGUGACAUUGUGCACAACGUGGACGGCUUCGAGGAUGUGUUUCGAACGAAUAAAUCAUUCGACCUUGGCGAAAUCUGUCGUAUGCGAAAUGACGCCCGCUCGCAGGUGAGCGUUGAUGAGGAGACUGCAGAUGAGCGAAAAGCCGACCGCGCAUUGCACAAAAGCGAAGAUCGGCUUACGUUGGCCGCCCCAGCAGCUAAGCACCACAUUACCCAGUCAUCGACCAGUGCAUUAACGGCAGCAGCAGCAGCAGACACCACUUCAGCAGCAGCGCAGGAGAAAGCCUCAUUGGGGUCCGCUCCGCUGAAAGUGAGACGAAGUGUCAGUGAGAAUUUGAUCGAUUUUUCCGACUCGCGAAAAGGUGAAACCGUUUACGAGAAUUUGAGCCGUUGCUCGUGGUUGAGUGUCGUUGAUCGGAGGCAACUCGUGCGGGAGCUCGCCGGUCUCGAAGGCGCCAGCGAUGUGUUUCCCGUGAAUGAGUGGAUGAUGUCACUGUUGACCGGGGCUGAAGAUUAUGACGACGACAUUGUGACUUAUCAUGUGAAAAGCAUUCCGUCCGCCACAUUUAAUGACAUUGGCGUUAAUUAUGGGAACGGUGGGAAAUACAGUGGGAAAGGUGAUUGUACUGGUGAUAUAAGCUAUAAGGUGAAAGAGUUUCGUCAAAAUGUCAUAAAUAAUCAAAAGCGAAGAAAAUUGGAAGGAUAUCCGCGAAGGAGCUUUGAUCCUGUAGUGAUAAGUUUUUGCGGUUCGGAGUUCGAAAGCAGUAGUGAAACGAGUAAAGAUGAUGUUCGAUCCGAUGGAACGUUAACUCCGUACAGUCAAGAGCUCGGGGACAAAUCGGAAUUCGUAGCUGGUUUGCUGAACAUUUUCGAAGCGGUGCUAAAUCGGGAGAAGGAAGACACAGCUCAAAACAACGCAGCUGAUUCAAAUGGUCAUGCAAAUGACGUGAUAAGUCCAUAUUGGACACAGGUAAACGAGCUAGAUAGCGACUGUAACUCGCGGUUAUCGCACAACAAACAACUCGAACGCUGCUCCAAACCGAGCGCAAAGCACAUAGCGGUGCAAAAACAUUUACUCGCAGUUAGUUUGUGUCGUGUAGUGAUAACAUACGAACGUCAAUUCAGAGCAUUCUUACUCGUAGUCACGCUUGAAGAGGCAGUUCGUAACCGAAAGUUUGCUUUAAACAGGCGGAAGACGUAUCUUAGCAUAAUGACCCACGAGUGCCACAGUUCAACGAGUGCCUUGCGCGAGUCCGUAGAAAUUGAUAGGUAUUUUCAAUUUCUGGAAAACAAUCGCGAUAUGAUCAAUUUACUGGCGAUACAUCGUCGUCGAAGGCGCAAAGGUGAGCUCAUUAGCCCGGAGGUUCAGAGCAACUCGUCGAACGAAAUCAGCUGUAGCAGUUCCACAAGCGGGGUUGUCUCAGAUUGUGGAACUUCACAGGACGAGAACAUCUACCAGCAAAUCUGGACCUGCAAAACCGAAGGCACCGAACCUGUUUAUGAAUCUCCCCAGGAAAACAUCUACGAAUCCAUCCGGAUAGAACCCGCUCAAGAUGAGAACGAGUGGGAAGUGGUGGAUGACUUUGCCUUCUCCAAAUCCGCUCGGCGAACGUUGAGUCAGCAGCCCCCUCCAGUCCCGAACCGCAACAUCCGUCAUCCAUUGGACAGAUACAAAAACGUUUGCAUUCUGUACAAUCCAAUCGAACCAAAGACUAAUAGGAUAUUUUACAAUUAUCGUCGUGAUUACAUUUUCGACUACCGCAAAACCUCAGAUGACUCAGAUGAUUCUAGUGCGUCAUCGUGCAUCGAUGACGACGAAGAGCUCGAUUUCAGUGAAAGUUGUGCGGAUUCAGAGGAUUACGGUGACGGGGAAGUGGUAGAAGAAGAACCCAACAAUAGUGGCAAAAGAAUCUCGCAGUCACGUGAAAUUCCUGAGAAGCACAGCUGCUACUCGGUACCGGACUGCGUUCAGUAUUGGAAGUUUAUGCUUCUGAACGUCAACUACAACGAUGACGAGGAGGACGUGAUUAUGACCGAAAAGACGCUCGCCGUCAUCUCACAAAAUAUCGAUAAAACCGUUUUUCCAACUGUACCUCAACAGUCUAGUCCAACAACCAUCCAAAAGCCACCUCAGCCGCUUUCGCCUGGCGUUCCACACAGUCCCACGUUUUCGGGUCCAGCGGCAAACAAACCACAAAUUCCCGUCUCGGACAGUUGCGUCGGAACGUACACUUCGAAGAGUGCAGAAAACCUUCCCGAUGUCGUCGCACCACAGGAGAAGGAGAAAUCGCCCAAUCCUAAGCGGGAGCGGAUGCGAGAUAAGCUGAUGAAUGCCCUUCCGUCGAUGAAUUCCUCGCGACACCCAAAUGAUGGACUUGUCUUUGGGGUCGAACUUAGCCUGGUUGAGCAGGACGAUAAGUUUAAGGUGCCACGCUUCGUGGUAGAGUGUGUAGAGAUUUUGAAGGAACAGGAAAAUAUCGAAACCAGUGGGUUGUACCGGGCGUCAGGCAACAAGAAUUCCAUCGAAAACAUCAAGAAGAAGUUGAACGAGAAACGAUCACCGAAGAAGUACGAAUUCCUCAAGAAACAGGACGUGCACUCGCUGACUGGAUCGUUGAAGUUGUUCUUCCGGGAGCUCAAAUCUCCACUAAUUGCAAAGGAUGUGUACGAGUCAUGUGUUCAGCAAACCAAAGAUGAAGUCAAAACCAUUGAACAAAUAAAAUUAAGUAUAGCAAAGAUGGAGCUUAUCAAUAGGAAUACACUGCAUUACCUCAUUCGUCACUUAAAAUGUGUACAUCAGCACAGUGACGUGAACAUGAUGAACUCAUCCAAUCUGGCCAUCGUCUGGGGCGCCUGCCUGUUCGCUUCCACGCUGGGUCUGAUGGAGAGCUACGAGAAUAAUGACUUAGGAAAAAUUAAUACGCUUGUGAAGCAGCUAAUUGAUCAUUACGAUAAAAUAUUUUAUGAUGACAAAUCGGACUAGUUAAUGGCAAAAGACAAUAUUGUCUUGAUCAUACGUAUUACGGAUCAAGACUGCACUGUUGGUAAUUGAUUAUUGUUAUGAAAAAAAGACAAGCAAUAU